AUGGCUCAACUUGAAAAUGAAUUUCGAGUCAUCUUAAUCAGCCUCACCAGUUCAACUGGUACCAAUCCGAGUAAGUCUUCCACAUUUUCGAGUUCUAUAACUGAUGGUACUCUUAGCUAUGGUGAUUACCAUUAUGAUUGUAUAGAGUUGAAUCAAAAGAAAAAGGAUGACCUCCGCAAUAUUGCUAGGAGAAUGAAAUCAACCAAAUGUCUAGAUAAGUGCGUCGAGGUGUAUAAGAGUGUAAGGAAGACUUUCCUCCGUAAGAGUUGUCGAAAAUUGGGCAUGCAGAAUACAAGUAUCAAUGACAUCCGUAGUUUGGAUUGGGAAGAGUUGGAGGCGAAGAUCAAACAGUGGAUACUUGUUGCUAAGAUUUGUGGUAGAGUUCUCUUUGCCAGUGAGAAGACACUCUGUCAGCAAAUUUUUGGAGAUCUUGGAAGUGCCAUAGAUGAUGCCUGUUUCUUGGAAGUGGUUAAAGAUACGGUAACUCAAUUACUUACCUCUGGUAAAACCAUAAGCACAUGCACAAGCAGCCCAUCACGGCGCCCAGAGAAGUUGUUCAAAAUUUUAGGCUUCCACAAAUCGGUGUCAGAACUAUCAGAUGAUUUCAACAGAAUUUUUCAAUCCAAAUCAUCUAAAUCGAUCCGAAUUCAGGCUGCUGAGUUGCUGAUGCAGCUUACUCGGGCUCCAAGAGAUAUUCUACUGCAAUUUGAAACUACCGUGCUUCAUGAGCAGUCGAGUUUUCUGGAUAACAGCGGUAGCAUUAACGGCUUGACAAGGUAUGUUAUGAGGUAUAUUGCUCAGUUAAUUUGCUAUGAGGGAAAGCUAAAUAAAUUGACUAUAUCAAAGCCUGCAAAGCUGAUAGUUCAGAGUGCUGUGACAAUUCCUGAUAUGGGUUUUUCCAAACUUGAUGAGCGCACUCCACUGGCGGUCCAUUUGAUUUGGAUAAUAGAAAUUUUACAAUUCAAAUUGGAGGCCAAGUCCAAGUGCUUAGUGAAUGCCUCUUUGGCUCAAUUAUUCAUGAUGAACAAUGUUCACUACAUUGUUCAAACAAUUGAAGAGUGCUCGAAAUUGCAAGAAAUGGUUGGGAACAAUUACUUGGAGACGCUAACCAAAAAUGUGCAGAGGGCUGUGAUUGGUUAUCAGAGAUCAACUUGGGACAGGAUCUUCCAUUGCUUUAGAGAUGAAGGAUUAUAUCCGAGUGGGAGUUCAUCUUCUAGGGUAUCGAAGAGAGUGUUGAAAGAGAGGUUAAAGACCUUCAAUGCUAUGUUUGAAGAGGUAUAUCAGACCCAAGCAUCAUGGUUAGUACCAGACAUGAAUCUUCGAGAGGAGCUUCGCAUUUCCAUAUCAGAGUACUUAAUUCCGGCCUACAUUUCCUUUCUCGAGCUCUUCCAGAGUCAUAUAAGAAGUGGCAGUCACCAAGAGGAAUAUAUUAAGUACUCGGUUGAGGAUCUUGGGGCUGCGAUCUCGAAAUUCUUCAAGGGAAUCAUAGUACACUAG
Molecule: messenger RNA, 1497 nt
Organism: Cornus florida
Lineage: Eukaryota; Viridiplantae; Streptophyta; Magnoliopsida; Cornales; Cornaceae
Product: exocyst complex component EXO70A1-like
Exons: 1
Coding region: 1-1497 (498 amino acids)
Biological process (GO): exocytosis
Cellular component (GO): exocyst
Molecular function (GO): phosphatidylinositol-4,5-bisphosphate binding
Source: RefSeq, a predicted model, not a curated record